AGUCGUUACAAGAUGGCUGAUGGCAUGGAUAUUCAAACACUUGUUAUUGACUGCGGAAGUAGAAUGACCAAGGCUGGAUUUGCUGGGGAUGAUUCUCCCAGGGCCGUUUUCCCAAGUAUAGUUGGUCGUCCUCAUCAUACUGGCGUCAUGGUUAGACAAAAAGCUGCUUAUGCUGGUGAUCAAGCUCUGUCUAAAAGAGGUGUGUUGACUCUGAAACAUCCCAUUGAACGUGGUGUAGUAAGAAACUGGGAUGAUAUGGAGGAACUCUGGCAUUAUACGUUUUACCAUGAACUCCGUGUUGCUCCAGAGGAGCAUUCCAUUCUUCUGACUGAGGCACCAUUUAACCCCAAGGCUAACCGAGAGAAAAUGACUCAAGUCAUGUUUGAGACAUUCAAUGUUCCAGCCAUGUAUGUUGAAAAUCAGGCUGUUCUUUCUCUGUUAGCUAAUGGACGUACAACUGGUAUUGUGGUUGAUUCUGGUGAUACUGUGAGCCACACUAUCCCUGUAUAUGAGGGACAUGCAAUUUCCGAUGCUAUCUCAUUGUUAAAUCUUGGCGGUCAUCAUCUUACCGAGUAUCUUGUGAAACAAACGGAGAGUUAUUAUCAUCUAGCUAUCAUUGCUGGUGCAUCACUAAUUGUUAGUGAUAUGAAGGAAACAAUUGCUUAUGUUGCACUGGAUUUUGAACAGGAGAUUGACAAGGCAAAAAAAUGUUCAAAAUCAGUUGAGAAGGGCUAUGAGGUUCCUUCUGGCCAUAUCAUUAAUAUUGGUGCUGAGAGGUUCCGUUGUCCUGAAGCCUUAUUCCAGCCAUCAUUGGUUGGAAUGGAAGCGACGGGAAUUCAUGAAAAAGCUUACAACUCAAUCAUGAGAUGCAAUGCUGAUAUUAGGAAAGAUUUAUUUGCAAACAUUGUGCUUAGUGGUGGCUCAACUUUGUUUCCUGGCUUAGCAGAACGUAUGACCAAGGAAAUCACUGCUCUUGCUCCGAGCCACACGAAGAUCAAGGUGUUUGCACCACCCGAGAGGAAGUACAGCACUUGGAUAGGAGGAUCAGUUCUCGCUUCACUCAGUACUUUCCAACAAAUGUGUAUAACAAAUAGGGAAUAUGAUGAAUUUGGGCCCUCAAUUGUUCACAGGAAGUGUCUCUAA
This is a messenger RNA of Solanum stenotomum, 1143 nucleotides long. RefSeq names its product actin-104-like. Lineage: Eukaryota; Viridiplantae; Streptophyta; Magnoliopsida; Solanales; Solanaceae. The transcript has 4 exons. The coding region runs from base 13 to 1143 and encodes 376 amino acids. The record is from RefSeq and is a predicted model, not a curated record.